Messenger RNA from Clonostachys solani, 1509 nucleotides. The record is from the annotation of a GenBank genome assembly. NCBI's taxonomy places the organism in Eukaryota, Fungi, Ascomycota, Sordariomycetes, Hypocreales, Bionectriaceae.
AUGGAGAAACAACAAGAAGCUCUCGUCGGUCCCAUCCCGGACAAGCAGGACCUUGAUCUCGAGACAGGCUCAACCGAUAUCAAUUCACAAGCUCCCCAGUCCACGGACCCCAACGUCGUGGACUGGGACGGUCCAGAUGAUCCGGAAAAUCCAAUGAAUUGGCCGCCGAGGAAGAAAAACACCAUCGUGGCGCUCAUUUCCAUGAUCACUUUCAUCACACCUCUCGCAUCUUCCGUCUUUGCGCCCGCUAUUAACCAGGUUAUGACCGAAUUCAAGUCCACAGACGAGCAACUAGCCUCAUUCAUCGUCUCGGUGUAUCUGCUGGGAUUCUGUUUUGGUCCCCUGGUCCUCGCUCCUCUGUCGGAGAUGUACGGGCGGUUGUGGAUUUACCACAUCUGCAACGUGCUGUUCAUCAUCUUCAACGUCGCUUGUGCCUUGGCCCCGAACUUGGCAGGCUUGAUCAUCUUCCGUUUCCUUGCUGGGAUAUUUGGGUGCUGCCCUCUGACCCUGGGUGCUGGCUCCAUUGCAGAUAUCAUCCCUCAGGAGAAACGAGGUACCGCAAUGGCUUUCUGGGCCAUGGGUCCCAUCAUUGGUCCUAUUGUUGGCCCUAUCGCCGGAGGAUACUUGACGCAAGCCAAGGACUGGCGAUGGACGUUCUGGGUUGUCGCAAUGCUGUCUGGCGUCAUCACUCUCAUCGGGAUUGCUUUCAUGCGAGAGACUUACGCCUACACCAUCCUUGAGAAGAAGACGAAGAAGCUUCGCCAAGAGACAGGAAACGAGAAGCUGCGCUCAGCUGCAGACACCGGCGUGACGGCCCAAGAGCUCUUCAAAACCUCCAUUAUUCGCCCCACCAAGAUGCUCCUAUUCUCGCCCAUUAUCCUCCUCCUCUCUCUGUACAUGGCCAUUAUCUACGGUUAUCUGUACCUCUUGUUCACCGCCUUGCCGACACUCUAUGCAAAACAGUACGGGUUUUCUACAGGAUCGAUCGGCCUCACGUACAUCGGUAGCGGAGUAGGUUCCAUCCUGGGCCUGGCCCUUUCUGGUGGUCUUUCAGAUCGUCUCAUGAGGCGAUUGACGGCAAGGAAUGGAGGGGAGCCAAAGCCCGAAUACCGACUCCCUACAAUGAUCAUCGCAUCUUUCUUUGUCCCUCUGGGCCUCUUCGUCUACGGCUGGACUGCUGAGAAAAACCUGCACUGGAUUCUCCCCAUUGUCGGGAUGGGAUUCCUCGGAUUCGGAAUGAUGUGCGCAUUUAUGGGUAUCUCUGUCUACAUUGUAGAUGCCUACACUCGCUACGCAGCAUCAGCCAUGUCUGCCACCACCGUUCUCCGAUCACUGGUUGGAGCACUUCUUCCCCUGGUUGGCGGACGAAUGUACAACUCUCUAGGCUACGGAUGGGGUACCUCCCUGCUGGCAUUCAUUGCUGUAGCCAUGAUUCCCGUUCCCGUGAUCUUCCUCAUGUAUGGUGAGAAGAUUCGACAGAAGACGUUUUUCAACGUCCAGAUUUACUAA